GGAAACUACUCCUCGCAGACCGUGUGUGUGUGUGUGUGUGUGUACCGGACCAAACGACAGACAGACAUGGCAGAAGUCGCACCAGCACCCGCCGCCGCCGCACCGGCCAAGGCACCCAAGAAGAAGGCAGCAGCCAAGGCCAAGAAAGCGGGACCCAGCGUAGGCGAGCUCAUCGUCAAGGCUGUGACCGCUUCCAAGGAGAGGAGCGGCGUGUCCCUGGCCGCGCUCAAGAAGACGCUGGCGGCAGGCGGCUACGACGUGGAGAAGAACAACUCCCGCGUCAAGAUCGCAGUCAAGAGCCUCGUCACCAAGGGCACCCUGGUCCAGACCAAGGGCACCGGUGCAUCCGGCUCCUUCAAGCUCAACAAGAAAGCUGUCGAGGCGAAGAAGCCCGCCAAGAAAGCCACAGUCCCCAAAGUAAAGAAGGUGGCCGCCAAGAAGCCAGCCGCGGCUAAGAAGCCCAAGAAGGUAGCAGCCAAGAAGGCCGUCACUGCAAAGAAGUCCCCCAAGAAGGCCAAGAAGCCCGCUACACCCAAAAAGGCCGCCAAGAGCCCCAAGAAGGCCAAGAAGCCCGCUACACCCAAAAAGGCAGCCAAGAGCCCCAAGAAGGCUACAAAGGCAGCCAAGCCCAAGGCAGCCAAGGCCAAGAAGGCAGCCCCCAAGAAGAAGUAAACCUAUUACAAACAGUGUUCUACUCGACACAUGUUGUACCACAAAAGGCUCUUUUAAGAGCCACCCACCUCUUUCCAUAGAAAGCGCAUUGAUUUCCAUGUACUACCUGUCGUGAAAAAGAAAUUACGCACACUAGGCUACUUUUACGCACACAACAUUGUCCCACUCUGGGUGUGUGCGAAGGGAGAGGCAUAUAAUAGAGGGCCAAAAUGGCUUAGAAAUUCGACCUCACGAGUGCACCCUCACCAGCCAUUU
Messenger RNA from Coregonus clupeaformis (lake whitefish), 927 nucleotides. Its product is annotated as histone H1-like. Gene Ontology annotation, biological process: nucleosome assembly. The transcript has a single exon. Gene Ontology annotation, cellular component: nucleosome. Lineage: Eukaryota; Metazoa; Chordata; Actinopteri; Salmoniformes; Salmonidae. Gene Ontology annotation, molecular function: structural constituent of chromatin; DNA binding. The coding region runs from base 67 to 672 and encodes 201 amino acids. The record is from RefSeq and is a predicted model, not a curated record.